Messenger RNA from Suillus subaureus, 1530 nucleotides. RefSeq names its product WD40-repeat-containing domain protein. The record is from RefSeq and is a predicted model, not a curated record. Gene Ontology annotation, molecular function: protein binding. NCBI's taxonomy places the organism in Eukaryota, Fungi, Basidiomycota, Agaricomycetes, Boletales, Suillaceae. The transcript has 7 exons. Bases 259 to 1437 code for a protein of 392 amino acids.
CUCGGUCCACAUCAUGGAAGAAACCAAUGCUACGACGUCCAGCAGGAAGUUUGAUACCGGAGUGUAUCAUUGAAGGUCACUCCAGAUGUAUAUGGAAUCUUGUCUGCGUGGGCACCAGUUGCAACAGUUACAAUAUACUGAGUGCGUCGGACGAUUGUUCGAUUCGCCAGUGGAAAAGAGACGGAGAGCCGGUAGGAAAGCCUUUGGAUAGCCACGGGAUAGGCCCAAUGGCAGUAUCGCCGGAUGAAACAAUAGUCUAUGAUUGGCGAUCCAUGGGAGGGGCAUAAUGGUCAAGUAAGGUGCCUCGAUUGGUGUCCCAAUGCCCUGGAGGUAGCAAGUGGAUCGGCUGAUGGCACUAUACGACGCUGGAACCCGAAUACUGGGCGACAAAUAGCACCACCAAUAAAGACCGGUCAUGGCUGGGUGAAUGCUGUCCAAUACUCUCCACAAGGCGACACAUUCACGAGCGGUGGGGAGGACGAGGUGAUCAGUGUGUGGUCAAAGGGUGGGCAGUUGCUCAUCAAGAUCAAAGGGCAUGAGUCCCAGGUGACGUCGUUGCGUUGGUCCAAGGACGGUGCAUACAUCUUCUCCGCAUCAUUCGAUUGCACCAUUCGCAAAUGGCGGUCGAUUGAUGGAGAGGAACUGGUCGUUCUUCGGGGUCAUGCCAACCCUGUCGAAUCUCUCUAUCUGUCCCCUACUGAAAGCCAUCUUGUUAGCACGGCAAGGGACUACUCCGUUCGCAUCUGGGAUCUUAAGACGAAUCAGCAAGUCGGAGACCCACUCUUGCAUGACGACGAAGUCUUGACUGUUGUCAUGUCCCCCGAUGGAAAAUACAUUGCCAGUGCUGGAUUAGACGCAAAGGUCUAUGUAUGGAGCGUGGAGGCAGCGCUCAAACAGCAGGGUGGUACGGAUAAUGCUAAUACAAAGGCCAACGCGAAGUUCAAGAGACGUCCAAUCCGACCAAGAGAUGACUUUGCCUUCCGCCCAAUCGUCUCCAAACAGUACGCGAACAACAGAGGCGUUGGGAGAUAUGGCAAUGACUUCUUCGGCAAUGAUACAAACAGUGCACCAGCUCCGCCUGCAAGCCCGUCAUCUCUCCUUCGUAGUUUGUUCGGUUCCCUGCGUGUCGGCACGCGACCUCCAGAUUCACUUCGAUCAAUGCCGCGCGAGCCCCGACACUGGAAUUUCAACUUAUUUCCUGUAAGGAUUUCUAGACGGACCGUUUUUGUGUCCCCUGCUCGCGAUGAAGACAGAUAUGGCAUUACCCCUGAAUCUGACGCUGAAGCCGCCGCAGCCAUGCAACGUACAGAUGGCAAUGAAACUACCAGUUCAGCACAACCAGGGCAACCUGCAGCAGGGGUACAAGGAUCUCAAGAACGACCAAUAGAAGCACAAGGCUCAAGUGGUGGGACUGGAGAAGUUUACUAUGUAGGUUAAUUGUUGUGGAUAUUUCUUUGGUCGUCGUCGUCCUACCUCGCCUCGGUCGUGAGGUCAUUUAUUCGAACUCUGUCAUUCGAUAACUUUGUCUCG